UUCGGCGUGGAGAUACUAGUACUUAGUAGAAUGAUACUUGAUAGCUUCAUACGCUCGCCAGCGCGCAGCGCAGCAGGUAGAUCUACAAUGCCAUGGUAAAGCAAGAACAUUUUUGUCGUGCCACGGCCAGUCGAACGUUGGGUUGAGAAAGUAAUAAGUAAUGAGAAUGGAUCUGAUGUCCGAUUGGACAUCCGAAUGAAAAGUGGCUCUGGUUGCAGUUUUUAGCCCUAAUAAUCCCGCCCCAGGUUCGUCGUCGCUAAUUAUGGCAAGAUUGUUACCGAGCCGGUCCCACAUCUCAAGCCGAUGAUGGCUGCGUUGGAUUUCGUCUGCCCUAGGGCAAAUGUUUGCGUGUACGAUGCACUGAGAAAGUGCCCCUGGAUUCUCACUCUGGUGCUGCACAUCAUCCUGGCACUGGUCGUGACGCGAAUGGAUGCACUGGUUGUACUUGACUAUGGCAGUGCCACUGAGAAUGGCAGUGCUACUGAGAAUGGCACGCAGAAUUGCGAGUGGCCUGUUGACAAUAUCAGCUAUACAGGCCCGCUGACUGUUUGCGACAGCUCAUCACCCCCAAACAGGAUAGUCAGUGACGCGACGCUUUGUAAAGGAGACAAUACGAUUAUCACUGCAGAGACACUGGGAUGUGCUGACAUCACACCGCCAGGACAACCGCGGGAUCUUACUCAAAAUGCGAACAAGGAUUACAUCAGCUUAAAAUGGAAGGAUCCUCCUGAUGCAGAACACCUGAUUGGAUAUCGGGUGCGAAUUAUGAGCCAAGAUGGAGGAGUCUGGGACAUAUCAAAGAGGUACAUGAGAGAAUCAGGCGUGGCUGGUAUAAACAAUCGGCUUGUGAUCGCUCUUACGGGUAACUUCGACAGCAGUUCUGUAGUUGAUGGCGUGGUCAUUAAAAUUCCCAAGUGCAAUAUUCACCCGGUCGGACGCCACGACACAAAAGUGCAGGUCGCAUCGUUGCCUUAUGGUUACAAUGCAAAGACACUGCCACGCAUUGAAGUGGAAAUAAAAAUUACCGAUUGUAUGACGCGUGGAUGUGUCACACAUUCAGCGAACCCAUUCUGCACCUGUGAUCACAUGGCAAUUCAUGUGGACGAUGUAGACUUUGUUGAUAAUUCUUCUGCCGUGAUAAACUGGAGCUGGAGUGAGUGGGCUCGAAACCCAAAAACGGUGUAUACAAUGCAGGUUCGUUUUGGAAGGAGGACAUCUUCUGGCCAUUGCGAGCAUUUGCAGCGAGGUAAAGAGAGAACAAUUAGAUCGGGGAUGAGCAACAUGCCGAUCAUGAUGACCAGCGAGCGACUGACGGACUGCAUGAAAGUCCAGAUCGAAUAUAAAUUACUGGAAUGUUACAGCUGGCAUGACUACCCUGAACUGGAAAGUCCAUCCUUCUUCUCCGACCCACUUCCAAAUGAGCAGCCUCCGGAACAUUCUCCUUCUAUCACCAGCACCGCCACCAGUGUCACCACCGGCACUCCUCCAACAUCUUCCAGCACGUCUGCCGACAGUCGCAACACUACUAUUGUAUUGUCCCUUGGUGGUCUAGCGGCAAUAUUAACUUUGCUAUUACUGCUGGUCUUCUGCCAGAUACGCUUCAACCCUAGAGUUAAACAACCCAUCAGUGCAUGGAUCACACAGCACAUAGCACCUUGCAAACAACCAAACUACAAGGGCAGACCUAUCCACAGCUCCACUAACAGUGAUGCCCCGGCACCGUGUCACAGCAGUCCAGGUCAGCGCAACUCCGAGCUGCUCGAGUUCCCUUCGCGCCGGGUCUACAUCAGCUACUCGCGCUACACGGACACGAGUGCAGCGCAUGCACGACGCAUGUGUAGGCUGCUGCAGCAAUGUCACGUUGACGCUGUACUGGAUCUGGAUCACGAGAUUGACCUCGCCGAUAACUGGAUGUCCUGGUUGGAGAACGAGCUACGUCACGCCGAUCACACUGUGGUUCUCCUGGACCAGUAUCACCCGCUGAGCAUGCACCUGUCUAGGGACAAUCAGCGUGCACUCAUGGAGGUCAGCCAUGGCAUGUGCCGCUCGUUCUCCGAAGCAGAUUGCCUUACAGGUGAAAUGUUCUCGCACCGUCCAGACUUCAUCAUCCCUGUGAUCGUUGGCUCAGGCAUCACCAGUGCACGCAGCAUUGUCCCGAUGCAGAUGAUGGCUAGUCAUAUUUACCGACUGCCGGUUGACUUUUCAGCCGUGAACCCAGACUUUGAGCAGCUCAGGCACCGUCUUCUGGGGAUAAAUCGUGCUCCAUGUCAGGAUGAAUCAUGACCAGUAUGGUUAUAAAUCAUUCUUGAUAUUGCUGUCCCGGAACAGUUCUAGAAUUUGAUAUUUUGAUAUCUUUGCGAACACUCAAUGUACAUGUAUGGUUGUGGUUAUUGUUGUUGUGAGUUUUGAUGUUAACGACGUUACAGAUAUCUUUAGCAGCAGCACUGCAGCAUUGAGCAAUUAGAACAUCAAGCACAGGAUAUAAAAUUUGUUGAUUUCGUUGAAGUUGAGAUUCCGUACACCACAUUGAUGAAUCGAAUCUUUGCUGGCAUUCAACUUACAAUAAUAUUAUUACUGAAAUAGGAAGGAGCCGAUUGUAGAAACGUGCUGCAAAUAA
This is a messenger RNA of Sycon ciliatum, 2617 nucleotides long. RefSeq lists its product as uncharacterized. Gene Ontology annotation, molecular function: protein binding. The record is from RefSeq and is a predicted model, not a curated record. The transcript has 14 exons. Lineage: Eukaryota; Metazoa; Porifera; Calcarea; Leucosolenida; Sycettidae. The coding region runs from base 304 to 2283 and encodes 659 amino acids.